This is a messenger RNA of Mytilinidion resinicola, 825 nucleotides long. RefSeq lists its product as uncharacterized. The coding region runs from base 244 to 765 and encodes 173 amino acids. The record is from RefSeq and is a predicted model, not a curated record. Lineage: Eukaryota; Fungi; Ascomycota; Dothideomycetes; Mytilinidiales; Mytilinidiaceae. The transcript has a single exon.
CACCUUGACGGCAAUCAUCAUGGUCGCUAUGCGACGGGUGCUUACGGAGGUGCUCCUCAUGGCUUUGGUGGAGUUUUUGAUUGGCUCCAUGCUUCUGUUUGAGAUUGGGGAGUUUAUGGAGCAUCAGCAUCCGUAGGGAGGGGUUCGGAGUUUGGGGAUGGCGUUUUGAGAGGGAAAAAAAGGUGCUGGCGCUCAUGGGAUGGCGCGUGAGGAGAAAGGGUCUGCAGAUUCUACGUAUCUUGGAUGGAGGUUUCCUCAUUGUUCGUCUCGACAUUAGAUUCCCUACGCAUCACGGGAGUUUGGAGGUACAUUUUAGAUGAUACUCUUGAGGCUGUAUUCUUCUCUAUCAUAAUCAUACAUCUUCAGUCUAUACUCGAUAUCAAAAUAUCACUCCGUCCCUCCCAAAACUCAUUCUCGACCAACAUGGGCCGCGGUGCUUACGACACGACGGGCACGCCCAAGCCCCCACCGCGCACCUCCACGCCAACCGUAACGCUGCCUCGCCCGGAUCCAUCAGGCUGCCCAGGCCGAGAGUGGUCAAUAUUGAAUACGUCCUGCACAGCCACGCCGCAAGGCCAGACGGGAGAUUGCGCUUUGACCAACCCACCAACCUGUGCAGCACCCCUGCGCGGCAUCUUGAGCGCGUCCGAGUCCGAGCAGGCCGCGGCCCGGGCUCGCGCAUCGAGAAAAUUCUGCGCAAGCGGGGAGGUGAGUGGCUGGUGUUUGGUGUUGGUGGCUGGGGGGGUGCUGAUUUGGGAGAGCUAAGCCACAGGGGCCGGCUCGAUUUUCCCAACCACUUCGUCUCAAGCAUCGCGUCUCAUUCUC